This is a messenger RNA of Nymphaea colorata (pocket water lily), 1089 nucleotides long. RefSeq names its product expansin-A13-like. The transcript has 3 exons. The coding region runs from base 183 to 953 and encodes 256 amino acids. Gene Ontology annotation, cellular component: extracellular region. NCBI's taxonomy places the organism in Eukaryota, Viridiplantae, Streptophyta, Magnoliopsida, Nymphaeales, Nymphaeaceae. The record is from RefSeq and is a predicted model, not a curated record. Gene Ontology annotation, biological process: plant-type cell wall organization.
AGAAAGGCUGAAAAGAGAAACGGCCACGCUCCACUUCCCCUGCUCUGUUUCAGAUCUGAGAGCGAAAGAGAAGAGAAAGAGAGAGGGAGUGUGUCUGUGAAACGGUGAAAGUUUUGAGCUUCGCUCUGCGAGAUAAAGAGUUAAAGCUUUGGGAGGGGAGAGAGAAAGAGAGAAAAAGAGAGAUGCUCUUCUUCCCCUUGCCGCCCCAUUUCUUCAUCUUCCUCCUCUUCUCUUCCAGUCUCGUCUCUUCUCUUCCCCGCGACUCUGAUGAAUGGAAGUACGCGCGUGCAACGUACUACGCUGCCAACGAUCCCCUCGACACCAUUGAGGGGGCGUGUGGAUAUGGGGAUCUGGCGAAGAACGGCUACGGGCUGAGCACCGCGGCGCUGAGCGGCGCGUUGUUCGGGAAGGGGGAAGGGUGCGGCGGGUGCUAUGAGCUGAGGUGCGUGGAGGACCUCAAAUGGUGCAUCCCCGGAACGUCCAUCAUCGUCACGGCCACCAACUUCUGCCCUCCGAACUACGCCCUCCCCGUCGACUCCGGCGGCUGGUGCAACCCUCCCAACAAGCACUUCAUCAUGCCCAUCGCCGCCUUCGAGAGGAUCGCCAUCUGGAAGGCCGGCAACAUUCCCGUCAUCUACAGAAGGAUGAAAUGCGUGAAGGCAGGCGGAAUCCGGUUCACGUUGAACGGCUUCGGCUACUUCUACUCCGUCCUCAUCACCAACGUCGCCGGCGCCGGAGACGUGGUCGCCGUGAAGAUCAAGGGAUCCAACACAGGGUGGCUGCAAAUGGGGAGGAACUGGGGCCAAAACUGGCACUGCAACGCGGACCUCAGCCAUCAGGCGCUCUCCUUUGAGGUCAGCACCGGCGACGGCCGGACCAUCACCUCAUACAACGUUGCGCCGUCGCAUUGGCAGUUCGGUCAGACAUACGAAGGGAAGCAGUUCUCUUCUUGAUCAUUGUCUUCCUUGUUGGUCCUUGGUAGGGUUGAGUACGGUGGGAAACCAUAGAGAUUGUUAGGAUAUGUACUGAUCUAGGAAUCGAGUUAUCAAUGGUAAAGUAAUGAAUAUAAAAUGGUGUCUUUCUUGUCUA